UUUAUAAUCAAUUCAAUCUGUUAUGAUGCAAUCCAUUGAAAUUGAGAGAAUAAGAUUUAUAUCUAUUAUCAGUCUCUUAUAGAGUUCACUCCCAUGACUUUGAAUUCUCAUACACAUUGUGUUAUUUUUAAAUACUUAAAUGGCGAUUUCUCUUGCUGCAAGAUUCAGAGGAUGCUUGGUUGGUUCUUUGAUCGGUGAUUGUCUUGGUGCUCCAUUUGAAUUUAUUGAUCCCGUUUCAGAAAAAAAGCUGACAAAUUUUUUUACUGAUAUUUUUAAUGGAGAAACAGAUCGAAUUUAUCCAUAUACUGAUGAUACAGCAAUGGCAUUAUCAGUUACUAAGUCAAUAAUUGAAAAUAAGAGAGUCUGCCCUACUGACUUGGCUAAAAGAUUUGUAAAUGAGUAUUUUACUGACCCUCUAACACCUUCACGAUCAUAUGGUGCACAUGUUCAACGAGUGUUUAUGGUUUUAAAGGAGACAAACUUCGAAGAUGUCUUUCUUCCUGCUGCAAGGCAGUUCAAUGGAGACGGAUCUUAUGGUAAUGGAGCUGCUAUGAGAAUCGCUCCUGUUGCCUUAUUUGUUCAUGAUAAAGAUGAAGAUUCUAUAAAAAAUGCAGUAAAGCUAUGCUCUUUUAUUACUCACACUCAUCCUGAUGGCUUGAAUGGAGCAUUAUUACUAUGCUUUGCUAUACAUUUAGCUUUGAAAUUAGAUCCAUCUAAAGAACUUGAUCCUAUGAAGUUCAUUUCUGAACUUGAAGAAAAGAUGAAAAUUAUUGAGAAAAAGGGAAACACUCGUUACUGUGAUAGUUUAAAGAAAAUAAGAAAAUGUCUUGAGAGGCAAGAUGAUAUUACCCCUCAAGAAGUCGCUACUUAUUUAGGUAAUGACGAAAUAGCACUUAAAUCUGUUCCAACUGCAAUUUAUUCAUUUCUCAGAGCUCUGAAACCACUUCCAAAUUAUGAGAGCACAAAUCCAUUUGUUUGUACAAUCUACUUCGCAAUAUCAGUUGGGUUUGAUACUGAUACUAUUGCUACAAUGGCAGGAGCUAUUGCUGGUGCCUAUUAUGGGGAGGACAUGAUUCCAAAUAUUAUUAAGAGAAGAUGUGAUAAAAUAGAUGAGGUUGAGAAAUUAGCGGAUGAUCUACUGAAGGUUUCUCAAGCCUGAGUUGUUUUUGGUGAAUUUAUUACUGAAAGAGAAAGAGCAGAUACUUAAACUAUUAAGACAUUUACAUAUGUAUUUUUAUAUAAAUUUUGUUGUUAAAUAAAUUAUGAAACAAAUGUUUA
Molecule: messenger RNA, 1278 nt
Organism: Parasteatoda tepidariorum (common house spider)
Lineage: Eukaryota; Metazoa; Arthropoda; Arachnida; Araneae; Theridiidae
Product: ADP-ribosylhydrolase ARH3
Cellular component (GO): nucleus; mitochondrion
Source: RefSeq, a predicted model, not a curated record